Molecule: messenger RNA, 825 nt
Organism: Plasmodium cynomolgi strain B
Lineage: Eukaryota; Apicomplexa; Aconoidasida; Haemosporida; Plasmodiidae
Exons: 2
Source: RefSeq, a predicted model, not a curated record
GUUUAUUUACUAAUUACGAAAAUAUAUUGUCUUGCGAACAGAGAAAACAUGAAACAUCAAUCACUAUUUAUUCGAGUGAAUGUAGUAAUUUUAAUGGAUUAGAUUCAAUAUCUCCUACAUGUAAAUCUUUUGAUGCAUGCAAUGCUGUUUCUAAAUUUUUAAAUCAUUUACAGGGGAAUCAUAAUGAUACUUAUGCUGAAAAUGGAUUUAAAUAUAUGUACUAUUGGUUAUAUGUUGAUGUACUGAAAAGAAAGGUAAAACAUUACGAUACGAUUAAAUUGUAUAAGGAACUGAUUGAUAAAUAUGAAGAAAAAGGAUGGCACUUAUUUGAAAAAUGUAAAAAUCUAUUAAACGAGAAAAAUUCCGAAAAUCUUAUAAAACUCUUUACUUUAUAUAAAUAUUUUAAUAAAGUUGAAGCUAAUUAUGCACUUGAUAAAGAAAAAUGUAAAUAUGCUAAAGAAUGCGCUGAUACAUAUAUGCGUUACAUAGGUGAAUCCCAUAUAUGUGAUGACAAAGAUUUUUGCAGUCAAUUAGAAAAAUUUCGAGUAAAAUUUAAUAAUCAUCUUACAUCAAUAGAAUAUUGUGAUGAAUUAAAAGAAUUCCCACCCUUCCAAGUAUCUUCUCUAUCUGCAACCAUUUCACUCCCAGUUUCUGUAAUGUCGAUAAUAUCUUUAUUUUCAUUUAUUACAUAUAAGGUGGCUUCAUGGAUAAACCCUAAAUUAAUGAAGAAGAAAAGAUCCAUUAAUGAAUUAUUACAGGAAACGGAAAAUAUAGAAAAUAAUUCGAAUGGAAUUUCAUACAACAUCGCCUAUAAUUUGUCAGAAU